Molecule: messenger RNA, 531 nt
Organism: Brassicogethes aeneus
Lineage: Eukaryota; Metazoa; Arthropoda; Insecta; Coleoptera; Nitidulidae
Source: the annotation of a GenBank genome assembly
AUGACGACCUCUUCGCAGAUUGGUUUUGUGUUGGUGACUUGUGUGCUUGGGUGUGCUUUGGGUGGACACAGGUACCAUGGGUACCAGGAAGAAGAGGCCCACCAUAAAAAACCUGUGGUACCGAUAUUAAAGAGUAACUUUGAUAAGCACCAUGAUAGCUGGCACUACAGCUAUGAGACAGGAAACGGCAUCAUAGCACACGAGCACGGCUACUUUAAAAACAAAGGCGACAAAAAGCAUGAGACCCUAGUUCAACAAGGAAAAGUUACUUACCAUGACGAGCAUGGUCAUCCUAUCACUUUAACGUACGUGGCGGAUGAACACGGAUUCCAAGCUCACGGAGAUCAUUUGCCCACCCCACCUCCAAUCCCAGAAGCGAUUUUGAAAGCUUUGCAACAAACGCAUCAGAUAGAAGAGGAGUCCCAAUACCAACAGGACAACAAGCAGGAAUACCAACAAGAACAUCAAAAUCCCCACUUGCAAUCUCAGGAAGAAGCAUACGCUCAUUACUAUCAACGUCAAGAGAAGUAA